This is a messenger RNA of Microthlaspi erraticum, 552 nucleotides long. NCBI's taxonomy places the organism in Eukaryota, Viridiplantae, Streptophyta, Magnoliopsida, Brassicales, Brassicaceae. The record is from the annotation of a GenBank genome assembly.
AUGCCCAGAAAACUAACUCUUCCGGAGCCGCUCACUGGAAAUUUGUGGAGAUUAGAUGAUUUCGAAUUGUAUCCGUGUCUACUGGUUAUGUUCAUCUGCAAUCACUGCCCGUUUGUGGUUCACUUGAAGAAAGACAUUGUAAAGCUCUCCAAUUUCUACAUGCAGAAAGGCCUUGCUGUUGUUGCAAUAUCUUCGAAUUCUGUAGUGACACAUCCUCAGGAUGGGCCAGAGUUCAUGGCAGAAGAUGCAAAAAAGUUUAAAUACCCAUUUCCUUACUUGUACGAUGAGUCACAAGAGGUUGCAAGGGAAUUUGGAGCUGUCUGUACCCCUGAGUUUUUCUUAUACAAGAAGAAUGGUCGUAGGCCUUAUGAGUUGGUCUAUCACGGCCAGUUUGAUGACUCCAGGCCUAGCAAUAACAUACCAGUAAACGGGAGGGAUCUAAGCCUGGCGAUUGAUCUUGCUCUUAGCUGCCAACCAAUACCAUCAAAUCAAAAGCCAAGGUACACUCACAAUUUUGUCUUUGUUUACAUUAAUGUUUAUAUAUCCUUUUGA